Messenger RNA from Lobosporangium transversale, 2939 nucleotides. RefSeq names its product DDHD domain-domain-containing protein. Lineage: Eukaryota; Fungi; Mortierellomycota; Mortierellomycetes; Mortierellales; Mortierellaceae. Gene Ontology annotation, molecular function: glycerophospholipase activity; metal ion binding. The transcript is spliced from 8 exons. Gene Ontology annotation, cellular component: cytoplasm. The record is from RefSeq and is a predicted model, not a curated record. Bases 82 to 2706 code for a protein of 874 amino acids.
UGAUCUUUCUCGAUUUCUGAGUUAUUUCUUUUUUAUAAUCUCUUCUCUCAAACUUUUCUCAUUUACUGUUGCUACUUCCAAAUGCGUUCUGUUUUUCAAUCAAAAACUGUAAAAACGGAGUCUUCAUCUGAAUCUACAUCUCAACCUGAGGCACUUAACACUCAACACUCGGAACCAUUGCCAGAUGCUAACAUGUCUGACAAAGAAUUGCCAAUAAUGGAGCAAAGCCCUGAUAAGGACGAGCAGGAAGACGAGUUUGAAAUCCCCCCUGAGCCAAUUCGAUGGUUUCAUGCUGUAGACUCACCUUUGACAAAACCCAACGAGCCCAAGAAGAAUCCAAAAACACCUGCACCUCCGAGAAAACCUGCAACAACAUGGGUACCAUUCAGCAUUCGAGAUUCAGGUGCACUUGAACGGGCUUUCCAACUGAUCCAGCCUAUGCGAGAGGAAAGAAAGGCCCCGCUAAACAUAGAAAGCGCUAUUGACGGAGGUGAAAUGGAUGAUAAUCAAAACUCGCCUCUUAGCAAUACCCAGCAAGAACCACUUCUCAUUCCUUCAACAGCUUCUAUGCCGGAAGGAUCUGAGGCUUCUGCGACAGCUUCGACAGUCCUUGUUAAUGAGGAUCAUUUGUUUGAAGUGAAUAUCAAUAAGAUGGAAAUCAAGCCGGUCUACUGGCAAGGACCAACGUAUGAAGUUAGAAGAGCUGUAUGGUUUUUACAAUACGAUGGCAAAUUCGUCCCGUGUGAGGCGAAUCUCUCGCAGCAGAUCGAGUAUGGAUAUAUUAAACAUCGGCCUUGGAUAAUCACUCCUCCGAUAUUAGAUGCCAAUGGAAAAGAAGUAGUCGAGGACAAGCCCGAGAAAAGUUGGGCCCUUUUAGGCAAAUAUAUUUCACAAUAUGUUGUUUUCUCAGAUGCUCAUCAUGCGUAUUUGCUAAGCGAUGAUUUGCGAAGCAAAGUCGCAAAGACGAUCUUCACUAAAGUUUCACUUCAAACCACUUUGGGAGGUACACAUCUUAUCCGGGGUUAUGACGAGGUCGAAAAUUUCAUUUCCAAGAAGGCAUCAGAAGACGCAUCUCAGAAAAAGAAGGAAGGGACCGAGCCCAAGAGAAAAGAGACCUCCGAGGUCCAAAAGAAAAGGGAGGUGGCACAGAAGCUUAAAGAAAAGACUAAACGUUUAACAGAAGAAGAGAAAGACAGCAUUCAAGAAUCCCAUGAGAUUGAUGAUUAUUCCAACGAAGAGGAUGCUGAAGUGCGCACUAUCGAUCACUUGGUACUGGUGAUUCAUGGUGUGGGACAAAAGCUUGGCGACCGGAUGGAAGCCAUCAACUUUAUUCAUGACGUUAAUGUGAUGCGAAGGACUAUGAAAGAAACAGCCGCAACUUUCAUUCAGAAUACACCUAAUAGUGCAGCUCCUAAAAACCAGGUUGUAGCAGACAGGAGCAGAGAGGCGCCACCAGUAGCGGCCUCAAAGAAUCCAUACUCUAUGCCGUCAGGAUUUGGUGUUCAGGUCUUACCUGUCGAGUGGAGGAGACAAAUUAUAUUUGGUAUGGCAACAGAUGACGGAGAAAUCCAACGAGACUUAAGCACACCAGAAGCGGAAGAGGGCUGCCCAACUAUGGAAGAUAUCAUGCUUGAUGGAGUACCUUCGAUUCGUAUGCUUGCAUCGGAUGUAUUGAUGGAUGUAUUGCUCUAUAUGACCCCUAGCUAUAAGCGUAAGAUGAUGGAGGUUGUCACUACUGAGCUCAACAACGUCUAUAGGAAAUUUAUCCAUCAUAAUCCAGAUUUUCUCCGCCGCGGGGGCAAGGUUUCGAUCCUUGGACACUCUUUAGGAUCGCUCUUAGCUCUGGAUAUCCUCAACCAUCAGCCAUUCAGCCCAAAUCACUAUCAACCAGUCCCUUCCUCGCCUGUGUACGAAAAGUUCAUUUCUUUUGAUCGGGGAAGCAUCAACCCAGUAGCAUUGGACUUUCCGGUCACAAAUUUUUUUGCCCUUGGUAGUCCCAUCGGAUUAUUUCUUCUUCUCAAAGGUUGUAAACUGGGUGCAAGGUUAUCAGACGGUAGCACAACAGGCGAGUCAACAUUAUCACCAUGUUUUCGGCCAGCAGUUGAGAACUUAUUCAACAUCUUUCAUCGAUCAGAUCCAGUUGCAUAUCGCGUGGAGCCUCUCAUAUCGCGUUCAUUUGGCUCAAAGACACGACCGGCUCUUGUUCCGUACCAUAAAGGUGGCCUCAAAGGCCUUCAUAUUGGAAUUCAGGACUUUAGCAAUGAUCUUGCUAACCGUGCCAAUACUAUGAUGGAAUCUGUCAAACUUGGUAUCACCACAUCCGCUAUCACUCGGGCCCUCGGCUUUAAGACUAAUCCAGUCGCAAAUGCUGCAGUAAUACACAAUGCCAAAGCACAGGGAUCUGGAAGCAUACCGGGGCAAGCAAGUGACACGGAGUUGACCACAAUCGUAGACGGAGGCGAGCUGACGGAAGUAUCUACAAACUCAAAUGGCAACACUACUCCUCGAAUGACACCAGAGAUGUUCAGUGCAAUCAGCAAGGCGAAAGUGAGGGCAUUGAACAAAACUGGACGCGUAGAUUGGUGCUUGCAGGAAGGAGUAUUUGAAAAUGCGUAUCUAUCAGCACUCUCUGUUCACAUGCAGUAUUGGUCGGAUAGUGAUGUGGCAGCAUUUAUCAUCCGUCAGACGUACGACAUGAACCAGUAGCCAAUCGUUUUCUCUAUAAAACUCAAUGAUUAUACAUGCUCUAACUGAAUUAGAUGCAAAAUCACUCGUCACGAUCGAGGAUGCUUUUAAAAUCGGUACAACACAUCUAAGCUUUUUAUUUGUCCCUUGUGCCGUUAAUGCUCUGAUUUUCAGUCAUAUUUGUCAGCGAUACUCUAUCUCUUUCACUUAUAAUAGUAUUAUGAUAUUACUAUAAGUGCAUAACAAAAUAAGAU